GCAAAAUACUAUGAUUGUUCUCAGGGAGGGUAUUACAUACAGUUAACAGUGUAACCUUUUAUAUGAGUAAGAGGGGUGCCUAAAAUGUCGUCAAGUGGUACCAUAAGUAACUAUUAUGUGGAUUCUCUCAUAGGACAUGAAAAUGAGGAGGUAUACGGGGGCAGGUUCUCCCAAGGAGGUCAUACAACGACCCCUAGGCCAUCAGGUGUGGGGGAUAGUUCAGAUUUUUCUUCUUGCAGCUUUGCGUCUAAAUCCAGCCUGUAUCCUGCGACUUGGAGCGGUGCGCACCCUCAACCUUCUUCAGGGGUGACAGGGCUCUAUCAGCCUUACAUGGGCCAGUCCCACCUAGGAGCAGAGGGUAGUAGAUACAACGUGCGCUCCUGGCUGGAGCCCAUCUCUAGCACAGUAUCUUCCUUCUCUGGACCAUUUCACCCCAGCGGACGUAGCAGUUACGGAAUCAAGCCUGAAAGUGCCCCCAAAAGGACCGAGUGCUCUUCCUUUGAUUCCCAGGGGGUCAGCCUACCAGAAUUUCCAUGCAAUUCCUUUGCAGAAGACACAGACAAGAAUUCCACCAAGGAGACUCCUGGCAGUGAAAAUUCCAGCAACAACGAGCUAAAAGAGGAAAAACAGCAGAACCAACCACAGCAGAACCAACAGCAACAGCAGCAACUUGACCCAAAUAACCCAGCAGCAAACUGGAUUCAUGCACGGUCAACUAGGAAAAAGCGAUGUCCUUACACAAAAUACCAAACUCUGGAACUGGAAAAAGAAUUUCUCUUCAAUAUGUACCUCACCAGAGACCGACGUUACGAGGUAGCUAGAAUAUUAAAUCUUACUGAGAGACAGGUCAAAAUCUGGUUUCAGAACAGAAGAAUGAAAAUGAAAAAAAUGAACAAGGAGAAAGGAAAUAAGGACCUAUGAAGAUAUACACAAUUUACCAUGUACAUUGUUUGGGAAAAUGGUUCAUUAUAAAUAUAUAUAUAUAUUGGUCUUUUUGAAUAGAUAUACAUGUGAUAUGUGAUUUUUUUUUGCAUACCUUGUUUCUUUGUAAGUGUAUAUCUGAACGAUGCUGCAUCACAAACUGUUUUGUUUUUAUAUUAUUGUUGUGGUUGCACGAUAAAUUGAUAGAAGUAGGCAAUGCUUGAUGUUUGGCACAUUUAUAAGUCGGUAUUAGGUAGUGUAUUAAAGUUCCUUAUAUAGAGGUAUGAAGUCUAGAUAGUAGAUUUGCCUUGGCUGAAAUGAGCAUUAUAAAUUCGCAUUAAAUCCGUAUGCACAAAAUAUCACUGAAAAUCCAUGGAAAAAUAGUACAAAACCUGUGUUAACAUUUUAAAAUAAUUGUAUUUUAUGUUGGCCCAAAUAUAAGAUUAUAUAUAUAGUAAAAUCUCAAGAGAUUUUAAAGGCCUAUUAUAUUUGUUGUUUUAUCAGUCAAUAUUUUUAAAUUAAAAAUCCAAUAAUUGGCUUAAUUUUAUUUAAAAACAUAAUACUCUAAAUUGUAAACCACACUUGUAGAACAUCCAAUUUAUAGCACUUGAAAUGGUUAUAAAUAGAUACAAUUAUAAAUCUAUUUAUAUUUACUUGGGGAAAAAAUCCAAAGCAGAACUUACAUGAUUGUGCCAAGAGCGAAUAUACGUUAUAAAACUGUUGUAAUUGGGUUUAAAUAUUAAACGUCUUUAUUUGUAUGUAAAUGUAUUAACUAAGAAUAUCUGAGAAUUGUAUCUCAUAUUUGGGGGACUAUAUUGUCGAACUUGUCUGCAGAAUCC
This is a messenger RNA of Bombina bombina (fire-bellied toad), 1760 nucleotides long. RefSeq names its product homeobox D9 (gene HOXD9). Gene Ontology annotation, biological process: DNA-templated transcription; proximal/distal pattern formation; regulation of transcription by RNA polymerase II. Gene Ontology annotation, molecular function: RNA polymerase II cis-regulatory region sequence-specific DNA binding; DNA-binding transcription factor activity, RNA polymerase II-specific. Gene Ontology annotation, cellular component: nucleus. NCBI's taxonomy places the organism in Eukaryota, Metazoa, Chordata, Amphibia, Anura, Bombinatoridae. Bases 85 to 921 code for a protein of 278 amino acids. The record is from RefSeq and is a predicted model, not a curated record. The transcript is spliced from 2 exons.